CUUCCUCCCCAGUCCCUCCCCUCCCCUCCCUCUUCCCUCCUCUGGCUCCAGUCUUUGAGGCCGGGCGGGUGGAGGAGGCGAUGGAGUAAGCCGGCGGCAGCGGCCAGGCGCCGAGGCUGAGCCGGAGCAGCCAGGAGGCGUUUGGGGGGGCGGGGGAGACGAGCCCCCGUACCGCCCCUCCCGGGAGAAGAGAGGAAGAGGUAACUAUAACUACCCAAUAUUGCAGCCAUGGAGUCCAUGCUUAAUAAGUUGAAGAGUACUGUUACAAAAGUAACAGCUGACGUCACUAGUGCUGUAAUGGGAAAUCCUGUCACUAGAGAAUUCGAUGUUGGUCGACACAUUGCCAGUGGUGGCAAUGGGCUAGCUUGGAAGAUUUUUAAUGGCACAAAAAAGUCAACAAAACAGGAAGUGGCUGUUUUUGUCUUUGAUAAAAAGCUUAUUGACAAAUAUCAAAAAUUUGAAAAGGAUCAAAUCAUCGAUUCUCUGAAACGAGGAGUCCAACAGUUAACUCGACUGAGACACCCUCGACUUCUUACCGUCCAGCAUCCUUUAGAAGAAUCCAGGGAUUGCUUGGCAUUUUGUACGGAACCAGUUUUUGCCAGUUUAGCCAAUGUUUUAGGUAACUGGGAAAAUCUGCCUUCCCCUGUAUCUCCAGACAUUAAGGAUUAUAAACUUUAUGAUGUAGAAACUAAAUAUGGUUUGCUUCAGGUUUCUGAAGGAUUGUCAUUUUUGCAUAGCAGUGUGAAAAUGGUUCAUGGAAAUAUUACACCUGAAAAUAUAAUUUUGAAUAAAAGUGGAGCCUGGAAAAUAAUGGGCUUUGAUUUUUGUGUAUCAUCGACCAAUCCUUCUGAACAAGAGCCUAAGUUUCCUUGUAAAGAAUGGGAUCCAAAUUUACCAUCAUUGUGUCUUCCAAAUCCUGAAUAUUUGGCUCCUGAAUACAUACUUUCUGUGAGCUGUGAAACAGCCAGUGAUAUGUACUCUCUAGGAACAGUCAUGUAUGCUGUAUUUAAUAAAGGGAAACCUAUAUUUGAAGUUAACAAGCAAGAUAUUUACAAGAGUUUCAGUAGGCAGUUGGAUCAGCUGAGUCGUUUAGGAUCUAGUUCACUUACAAAUAUACCUGAGGAAGUCCGUGAACAUGUAAAACUACUGUUAAAUGUAACUCCCACUGUAAGACCAGAUGCGGAUCAAAUGACAAAGAUUCCUUUCUUUGAUGAUGUUGGUGCAGUAACACUGCAGUAUUUUGAUACCUUAUUCCAAAGAGAUAAUCUUCAGAAAUCACAGUUUUUCAAAGGAUUGCCAAAGGUCCUACCAAAACUACCUAAGCGUGUCAUUGUGCAGAGAAUUUUGCCUUGUCUGACUUCAGAGUUUGUAAACCCUGACAUGGUACCUUUUGUUUUGCCCAAUGUUCUACUGAUUGCUGAAGAAUGCACCAAAGAAGAAUAUGUCAAAUUAAUUCUACCUGAACUUGGCCCUGUCUUUAAACAGCAGGAGCCAAUCCAGGCUAGCAACAUGAUUUUGUUAAUUUUCCUACAAAAAAUGGAUUUGCUACUAACCAAAACUCCUCCUGAUGACAUAAAGAACAGUGUCCUACCAAUGGUCUACAGAGCACUAGAGGCUCCUUCCAUUCAGAUUCAGGAACUCUGUCUAAACAUCAUUCCAACCUUUGCAAAUCUUAUAGACUACCCUUCCAUGAAAAAUGCUUUGAUACCAAGAAUUAAAAAUGCAUGUCUACAAACGUCUUCCCUUGCUGUUCGUGUAAACUCACUAGUGUGCUUAGGAAAGAUUUUGGAAUACUUGGAUAAGUGGUUUGUACUUGAUGAUAUCCUGCCCUUCUUACAACAAAUUCCAUCCAAGGAACCUGCAGUCCUCAUGGGAAUUUUAGGUAUUUACAAAUGUACUUUUACUCAUAAGAAGUUGGGAAUCACCAAAGAGCAGCUGGCUGGAAAAGUGUUGCCUCAUCUCAUUCCCCUAAGUAUUGAAAACAAUCUUAAUCUCAAUCAGUUCAAUUCUUUCAUUUCCGUCAUAAAAGAAAUGCUUAGUAGAUUGGAGACUGAACAUAAGACUAAACUGGAGCAACUUCAUAUAAUGCAAGAACAGCAGAAGUCUUUGGAUAUAGGAAAUCAAAUGAAUGCUUCUGAGGAGACAAAAGUUACAAAUGUUGGGUCGCAGCAGAUUGACAAAGUCUUUAACAACAUUGGAGCAGACCUUUUCACUGGUGGUGAAUCAGAAAAUAAAGACGAUGGGUUACAGAAUAAACAUAAAAGAGCAUCACUUACACUUGAAGAAAAACAAAAAUUAGCAAAAGAACAGGAGCAGGCACAGAAGUUGAAAAGCCAACAGCCUCUUAAACCCCAAGUGCACACACCUGUUGCACCAGUCAAACAGACUAAGGACUUGACGGACACGUUGAUGGAUAAUAUGUCGUCUUUGACCAGCCUUUCUGUUAGUACCCCUAAGGUUUCUGCUUUAAGUACCUUCACUUCUGUUCCAUCCAUGGACCUUGACAUGAUGUUUUCUACACCAGUUGAUAAUACAAAGAGAAAUAUGACAAACGGCCUAAAUGCUAACAUGGGCUUUCAGACUUCAGGAUUCAACAUGCCAGUUAAUACAAACCAAAACUUCUUCAGUAGUCCAGGCACAUCUGGAGUGACCAAGAUGACACUGGGAACACCUUCCACUUUGCCAAACUUCAGUGCUGUGAGCGUUCCUCCUGCUGGUGCGAAGCAGACUCAGCAAAGACCCACAGAUAUGUCUGCUCUUAAUAAUCUCUUUGGCCCUCAGAAACCCAAAGUUAGCAUGAACCAGUUAUCACAACAGAAACCAAAUCAGUGGCUUAAUCAGUUUGUACCUCCUCAGGGGUCUCCAGGUAUGGGCAGUUCAGUAAUGGGAACACAGAUGAACAUGAUAGGACAAUCUGCCUUUGGUAUGCAGGCUAAUCCGUUCUUUAACCCACAGAACUUUGCACAGCCACCAACUACUAUGGCCAAUAGCAGUUCAGCUAGCAAUGAUUUAAAAGAUCUUUUUGGGUGAGGUGUCUUGCUCCUAUUUUUGAAGGAUUACUUCAGUUUUAAUCAUGGGUGAGCUGAUUUACAUCUUUAUAUAGUUGGCUUGGAGGAACUACUUCUAUGGGAGACUGAAUGGUUCUUUGACAGAAAACACCUGUUUCCAUGCCAGCAUAGUAGUUGUACAGACUCCUAACAGUUGAGUUUUUUAAAGCAUUGAGGAUUUUUUUCCUCUUCCAAACUCCUCUUCAGGUUUUUAAAAGACCCAACCUUUACCAAUCUCAAAGAGAAACAAGACACCUGAGUAUCUUGAAUAGCAGAAUUUUUUAAUCAAAUGUUUAUUUUGGCUUGUAUAUCUUGGUGUUAUUUAAAAAAUUGAGUUGAUGGUAAUUGCAAGUUUCAUCUGUUAAAUACUACAUGGUACAAAAUCUGCCUUCUCAAGUCAUUAGUCUUCAUUUUGAUAUGUGAAAAAUCUUGAUGCUGUAUUGAUUUGUUUGCAUUUAGUAUGACGGAGAAAAUGAUAAUGAAAAGGAUCAGAUCACUUGCUUUUUUCAAUCUUACUCGCUUCUCAGAUGAACUAAUAUUUAGUACAAAAGACUGAGCAAAUACUGCAAAAUUUAACUUAAUGUUGAUUUCAUUGGUUGAAGUAAAGGCAUUAUUAACCAUCUUAAAUGCAAACUAAUCAUUAUAAAUUAUGUUGUAGCAUGGUCUGCCUCAAAUAGUAAUGUAUUUUUCUGCAUUUACUUGGAUAUGUUUAGAAUCAUUUUUUUCCUACUGUAUCACAGACCGAAGAGGUAUGUACUGAUUUGUAUGGGUAUUCAACAAAGCCCUCUGAUGUGAUUUCCCUGACUACUGCCUUCAUAUUUCGUUUUGAAUUAAAACUUCUGAGGGUACAGUAUAUAUGAAUUGCAUUUUCAAAAGGAAAUUUGUAAGAAUCAAACUAUAUUUAAUGAGUAAUCUUUUGAGAUUCCUGUUGUAUUGUUUUAAAUGUAAUAAACUUUACUUCUCUAAAAAUGAGCAGUUGUAUCUUCUGGCUACCAACAGAUUAAUUUUCUGCUUACCAUGAUAAAGUCUGACCUCAUCGAUUACUGCGACUGAAAUUUAAUUCUUGGAAUUUCAGGAACCUUUUGUUCGAACAUUUUCAUUUUCAUAAUUAGCCAUCUUUAGGACGGAAAAAAUAAAUUAUUUUAACAAGAAACGUGCUUUAUUUUUCAAAGCCUUUCUCAUAUUUUUCUUUGAUUUGCUGAUUAUUCAACCAUGGAGCCUUAUGCUAUAAAUGUCAUUUGUAUUUUGUUAAAUUAUAUUCUAUCAUUAUGUAAUAAUUUUUAAAUGAUCUCUCAGAGAAUUAUAUAUGUAUUAUAGUUGCUGCCAUAGAGUUUGUGGUUUUUAAUUAUCUGAAACCAGCAAUCAUUUAAAGUAAAUCUUAUGAAGUUUAGUGUGUUGAUACUAAGUUUAUUCAUUGAAAUAGAUAUGUAUACAUACACUAAAUAUAUACAUUGAAUAUACAGUACUUGAUUAUAAAAUGUAAUUUGAUAAUGCUGGCAGCAUUCAGUAAGAGGGUACUUUAGAAAAUAAAAAGUCGGCUUUACAUCUGGUUUCUAUAUGAUCUGUACUUUGUUACAAGGUUUUAGAAAAGGACUUAUAGGAAUGCUGAAGAAAUUUAUCUGAGAAAUGAAAAGCACUAGGAAGAGCAAAUAUUUUUGUCAAAUACAUUCACACCUUGACCAGAUUAUCUGUCUUGUUUGUAACACAAUAUUAAUAUUUCUCUUGAGAAAAGUUUACUUAUGGAAUAAAACUGGUUAAUGUUGAAGAAUUUUUCUUUGUAACAAUUCAGUAGUCCCUCUUUAUUAGGAAAUUGUUUUUUGUUUUGUAAAAUAACUUGAUGUCAGUGUUGAACUCCUAAUUAGAAGGAAAGCUUAAUAACAACAUACGAUUCGAACUACCAAAUAUAAAAGUAGAUUAUUUGAAAAAAUAUAAUAUAUAAUGCUUAGGUAAUUUUCACAUCUUGAAAUUUGCUCAUUCAUUGAGAUAAUGGUGCUACAUUUUUGGAAAUUUUUCCUACGCUUUUUUUCUACUUUCUUGAAGAUAUUUUAUUUAAAUCAUUUCCAUCAAUUGGACUGUUACCAUUGCCUUUUUCUGUUGAGAAAUUUCCUCUGAAAAAUAGUUCUAUUUUUAGCCUUGUACUUCUCCUUGAACAAAACUUUCAAAGUACUAGAUCACCUUAAAAUUAUUUCAGAUAUUAACAUCAUUUAAGUCUCUUGUGCUUAGAGUAGAAAAUUGGUAGCACCUGUAGACAAAAAUUUCAGAAAGAUUCCCUUUUAUUUCAAUUGGUUCUUUAUUCUCCUAAUGCUAAAGUGUGUGAUAUAUGUGGAGGAUGUAUAAAAGGAAAUGAAAAUAGACCAUGUACUUGACUGGGUUUUGUUUGUUUUUGUUUUUAUUUUGGAAUGCUUAUAAUCCUUCUUUUCACCUGAAUAAGUUAAGAAAGUAGGUUUUUGUUAAUAUUUUUUUUAAGCUGUAAAAUACCUCACAAUUGCUUUUACAUAUUAAAGGAAAGAGUAUAUGUGGAAGUACCUGAUAGCAAGCACAGAGUAUGCACCAAAUAAAUUUUAGCUUUGAUAAAACUUUCCAUA
This is a messenger RNA of Equus caballus (horse), 5632 nucleotides long. The record is from RefSeq and is a predicted model, not a curated record. NCBI's taxonomy places the organism in Eukaryota, Metazoa, Chordata, Mammalia, Perissodactyla, Equidae.